CGAAUGUCACAUUUCAAUUUAAAAAGGACAUGAGCGAGUACUAACAAAUGCUCUAAUUUUUUUCUAUUUUAAGUUAACUUGUGAGGAAUUAUUUUAAAGAAUUUUAAUUUUUGUACAGAUAAUAGGUUAACUUAAAAAUGAGCUUAGAAAUACAACAAAAACAAACCACCUCGCCAGAAGACUUGGAACAGGCAGAGAAGUUCAAAACAGAGGCAAAUGAAUACUUCAAAAAGCAAGAUUACAAUCGUGCCAUUGACCUGUAUACAAAAGCCAUAGAGAAAAAUCCAAAUUCUUCAGUUUAUUAUGCAAACAGAAGUUUUGCAUAUUUGAAGACAGAAUGCUUUGGUUAUGCUCUUGCUGAUGCCUCCAAAGCUGUAGAAUUAGAUAAGAGCUAUGUUAAGGGUUUUUAUAGGCGAGCAGCUGCCAACAUGUCCUUGGGGAAGUGGAAAGAAGCAUUAAAAGACUUUGAAUAUGUUACCAAAAUGAGACCAAAUGAUAAAGACGCUAAGCUAAAAUACAAUGAAUGCAAUAAAAUUGUAAAAAAAAUAGCAUUUGAAAAGGCGAUCUCAGUAGAUGAUAAGAAGAAAAAUAUCGCUGAUACUAUUAAUUUGGAUGCUAUGACAAUUGAAAAUGAAUAUACCGGACCAGAAUUAGAAGAUGGUAAAGUAACAUUAAAAUUUAUGAAAGAGUUGAUGGAAUUGUACAAAAAUGAAGGAAAACUACAUAGAAAAUUUGCCUAUAAAAUUCUUAUAGAUAUUAAAGCAUAUUUUAUGGCUCAGCCAUCAUUAGUGGAUGUUCCAAUAGGUGAUGAUGAUAAAUUCACUGUCUGUGGAGAUGUUCAUGGUCAGUUUUAUGAUCUAAUGAAUAUCUUCGAGUUAAAUGGGUUACCAUCAGAGAAGAACCCUUAUCUAUUCAAUGGAGAUUUCGUUGAUAGAGGAUCAUUUUCAGUUGAAUGUAUAUUUACCCUAUUUGGUUUUAAGUUGUUAUACCCUAAUCAUUUUUUUAUGUCAAGAGGUAAUCAUGAAAGUGCUACCAUGAACCAAAUGUAUGGUUUUGAUGGGGAGGUGAAAUCAAAAUAUAGUGCUCAAAUGGCCGAGCUGUUUACGGAAGUGUACAACUGGUUACCAUUAGCUCAUUGUUUGAACAAACGAGUUUUAGUAAUGCACGGUGGAUUAUUCUCACGCGAUGACGUAACCUUAGACGAAAUAAGAAAAAUUGACAGGAACAGGCAACCGCCUGAAGAGGGUCCGAUGUGCGAAUUACUCUGGUCUGACCCUCAGCCUCAAAACGGACGAGCUCCGAGCAAAAGGGGAGUAGGCUGCCAAUUCGGACCUGAUGUUACGGAAAAUUUCCUAAAGUUGAACAAAUUAGAUUAUAUAAUUAGGAGCCAUGAAGUUAAAAAUGAUGGAUACGAAGUCGCACACAACGGAAAAUGCAUUACCGUCUUUUCGGCCCCAAAUUAUUGUGAUACCAUGGGAAAUAAAGGUGCUUUUAUAACGCUGAACGGUAGGGAUAUGAUCCCUAAAUAUACUACGUAUGAAGCUGUGCCGCACCCGAAUGUAAAAGCCAUGGCCUAUGCUAGUUCAUUCUUAAGUUUAAUGUGUUAGUACCUGCUAUAAGUAGAUAAUUACUAGUUUCAUUCUCAAUCACUAAAACAAAAGAAACAAUGAUAAUUAGAAGUGUCUUAAACAAGAACUUUGAACCCCUAAGGGCAAAUAUAAAUUUUUGCUUCAGUUUUGGUUAAGUACGUAAUUAUAUCGUUAAAGUAUUUCGUUUGUUAUUUUGUUGCUAAAUAUACAUCUUUAUUGGA
This is a messenger RNA of Anthonomus grandis grandis, 1810 nucleotides long. RefSeq names its product serine/threonine-protein phosphatase 5 (gene PpD3). Gene Ontology annotation, cellular component: cytosol; nucleus. Lineage: Eukaryota; Metazoa; Arthropoda; Insecta; Coleoptera; Curculionidae. The transcript is spliced from 9 exons. Gene Ontology annotation, molecular function: protein serine/threonine phosphatase activity; protein binding. Bases 138 to 1607 code for a protein of 489 amino acids. The record is from RefSeq and is a predicted model, not a curated record.